Frankliniella occidentalis (western flower thrips) is the source of this 523-nucleotide messenger RNA. RefSeq lists its product as uncharacterized. Lineage: Eukaryota; Metazoa; Arthropoda; Insecta; Thysanoptera; Thripidae. The record is from RefSeq and is a predicted model, not a curated record. The transcript is spliced from 3 exons. Bases 44 to 400 code for a protein of 118 amino acids.
UCAGGGGAGGGGGUCCCGUAUAAAACGCCUCCUGGUGGACUGAAUGCCAUUCGCUUCGUGUUAUUCAGAGUACCAGCAGCACUCUCGACCCGCCGCCAAAAUGUCUGCCCUCCGCUUCAUCCUUCUCUGCACCCUCUCAGUCUUCCUCUUCGCCCAGUUCGUCCUGUCCAGACCGGAGGAGGAGGGAUCCCUGAAGAGCGUGGAGGCCAAGGUGUCCGUGGCCGUGGAGGACCUCAAGAAGAACGUGGGUGAACUGUUCAAUAACCUUACCACUUUCAUCCAGACCGAGAUCUCCAAGAACCCCGAGGCCUCUGACAUCUACAAGAACAUUACGAGCAGCCUGUCCGCCGUUGCCCAGCAGAUGAAGGACGCCGUUGCCUCCGUCACUCCCAAGCCCUGAGAGGUUCCUGUCGAGAACAAAACACGAAAUGCCAACCCAAAAUUUAUUUAAAUAUCAUUUCCUUUUGAAGCUCUACAUUUGACAAUCUUCAUUAAAAAAAUAAAUGUUUUAACCAACGUUGUA